AGAUAUCACAUAAGCUACUUUAAUCAUGGGAGAAAUAGAGCAAAGGCCGACUCCAGGAUCGCGACUGGGAGCCCCAGAGAAUUCGGGGAUCAGUACCUUGGAGCAUGGUCAGAAGCCACCUCCAACACCUUCAGGGAAACUCAUGUCUGUCAAAAUCCAGAUGCUGGAUGACACCCAGGAGGCAUUUGAAGUUCCACAAAGAGCCCCAGGAAAAGUGUUGCUGGAUGCAGUUUGCAACCACCUCAAUCUCGUGGAAGGGGACUAUUUUGGCCUCGAGUUUCCGGACCACAAAAAGAUCACAGUCUGGCUGGAUCUCUUAAAACCUAUUGUGAAACAGAUUAGAAGGCCGAAGCAUGUUGUUGUUAAGUUUGUGGUGAAAUUCUUUCCACCGGACCAUGCACAGCUCCAAGAAGAACUCACAAGGUACCUGUUUGCUCUGCAGGUGAAGCAGGACUUGGCUCAAGGCCGGUUGACGUGUAAUGAUACCAGCGCUGCUCUCUUGAUUUCACACAUUGUACAAUCUGAGAUUGGGGAUUUUGAUGAAGCAUUGGACAGAGAACACCUGGCAAAAAAUAAGUACAUACCUCAGCAAGAUGCACUCGAAGACAAAAUCGUGGCAUUUCACCAUAACCACGCUGGACAAACACCAGCAGAAUCAGAUUUCCAACUCUUGGAGAUUGCCCGUCGGCUGGAGAUGUAUGGAAUCCGAUUGCACCCAGCUAAGGACAGAGAAGGCACUAAGAUCAACUUGGCCGUUGCCAACACAGGAAUUCUAGUGUUUCAGGGUUUCACAAAGAUCAAUGCCUUCAACUGGGCGAAGGUGCGGAAGCUGAGUUUCAAGAGGAAACGUUUUCUCAUCAAGCUCCGCCCAGACGCAAAUAGCUCUUACCAGGAUACCUUGGAAUUCCUAAUGGCCAGUCGGGAUUUUUGCAAGUCCUUCUGGAAAAUCUGUGUUGAGCAUCAUGCCUUUUUUAGACUCUUUGAAGAGCCCAAACCAAAGCCAAAGCCUGUUCUCUUUAGUCGAGGGUCAUCCUUUCGGUUCAGUGGUCGGACUCAGAAGCAGGUUCUCGACUAUGUUAAAGAAGGAGGACAUAAGAAAGUGCAGUUUGAAAGGAAACACAGCAAGAUUCAUUCCAUCAGAAGCCUAGCUUCGGAGCCUUCAGAAGCAAACUCAGAAGUGCCAAAACAAUCUCAGCAGAGCACCAGCCUUACCUAUGGAGAAGGUGCAGAAUUACCAAGUGGCCAGAUUUACCAGCAAGGAAAGGAACUGAAAGUUUCCGCUGAAGAGCCUGGGCCACAACAAAGCCCUUCUCUGAAGAAGAGCCCACUGGGUAACAAGAAGGCUGAUGGAGCCAUCACAGUGCCAAUGGAGGAAGAGGAGGAGGCCCUUAAGGACAGGAUCCAGCAGAGUAAACCUCAACCCCAGCAGCCAAGCACAGGCUCCCUGACUGGUAGCCCCCACCUUUCAGAACUGUCCGUCAACUCACAGGGUGGGGCUGCGCCUGCCAACGUGACCUUAUCUCCCAACCUGAGCCCCGACACCAAGCAGGCCUCUCCCUUGGUCAGCCCGCUGCUGAAUGACCAGGCGUGCCCAAGGACAGAAGACGAGGAGGACAUCCGCAGAAAGAGAUUCCCAACUGACAAAGCAUACUUCAUUGCUAAGGAAGUGUCCACCACUGAGAGAACCUAUCUGAAGGACCUCGAAGUCAUCACUUCGUGGUUUCAGAGCACCGUGAGCAAAGAGGACUCCAUGCCCGAAACAUUGAAAAGUCUCAUAUUCCCGAAUUUUGAACCUUUGCACAGAUUCCACACUAGUUUUCUCAAGGAAAUUGAGCAGCGACUCGCCCUGUGGGAAGGCCGCUCAAAUGCCCACAGCCGAGGAGAUUACCAAAGAAUCGGGGAUGUCAUGCUGAAGAACAUCCAGGGAAUGAAGCAACUGGCCACUCACCUAUGGAAGCACAAUGAGGCUUUGGAGGGACUGGAGAACGGGAUCAAGGGCUCCCGGCGGCUGGAGCACUUCUGUAGAGACUUCGAGCUACAGAAGGUGUGUUACCUACCGCUCAACACCUUCCUCCUGCGGCCCCUGCACCGGCUAAUGCACUACAAGCAGAUCCUGGAGCGGCUGUGCAAACAGCACUCCCCGAACCACGCGGACUUCCGGGACUGCAGAGCUGCGUUGGCAGAGAUCACUGAGCUGGUGGUACAGCUCCACAGUACGAUGAUCACCAUGGAGAAUUUCCAGAAACUGCAUGAACUCAAGAAAGACUUGAUAGGCAUCGACAAUCUUGUGAUCCCAGGAAGGGAGUUCAUUCGCCUGGGAAGCCUGAGCAAGCUGUCUGGGAAGGGGCUCCAGCAGCGCAUGUUUUUCCUGUUCAAUGACGUCUUGCUAUACACAAGCAGAGGGCUGACAGCCUCCAAUCAGUUCAAAGUCCACGGGCAGCUCCCUCUCUACGGCAUGACUAUAGAGCCAAGUGAGGAUGAGUGGGGCGUGCCCAACUGUCUGACCCUUCGGGGCCAGCGCCAGUCCAUCAUCGUGGCAGCCAGUUCUCGGUCAGAAAUGGAAAAGUGGGUUGAAGACAUCCAGAUGGCCAUUGAUUUGGCGGAAAAAAGCAGUGGGCCCACCCCGGAAUUACUGGCCAGCAGCCCCCCUGACAAUAAGUCCCCCGAGGAAGGCACAGCCGCCGACCAGGAGUCUGAGGACGACCUCAGCGCGUCGCGCACAUCACUGGAGCGCCAGGCUCCGCACCGCGGCAACACCAUGGUGCAUGUAUGCUGGCAUCGCAACACCAGCGUCUCCAUGGUGGACUUCAGCAUCGCUGUGGAGAAUCAGUUAUCUGGGAAUCUGCUGAGGAAAUUCAAAAACAGCAAUGGCUGGCAGAAGCUAUGGGUGGUCUUCACUAACUUCUGCCUCUUCUUCUACAAAUCGCACCAGGACAAUCAUCCCCUUGCCAGCCUGCCUCUGCUGGGGUAUUCACUCACCAUUCCCUCCGAAUCUGAGAACAUCCACAAAGACUACGUGUUCAAGCUGCACUUCAAGUCCCACGUGUACUACUUCAGGGCUGAAAGUGAAUACACAUUUGAAAGGUGGAUGGAGGUGAUCCGAAGUGCCACCAGCUCCGCCUCACGCUCCCACAUUUUUAGUCACAAAGAAUCUCAUGGGUAUUGAUGGCUGCACAUGCUUGUUGCAGCCCGUUUCCAAAAGACCUUUAUUUCCUUGUGUAUUACUGAAGCCUAGUAAAAUUAACACCUGUCUGGAAAAACA
Chrysochloris asiatica (Cape golden mole) is the source of this 3262-nucleotide messenger RNA. It is a transcript of the gene FARP1, whose product is annotated as FERM, RhoGEF (ARHGEF) and pleckstrin domain protein 1 (chondrocyte-derived). The transcript is spliced from 26 exons. The coding region runs from base 26 to 3166 and encodes 1046 amino acids. Gene Ontology annotation, cellular component: cytoskeleton. Lineage: Eukaryota; Metazoa; Chordata; Mammalia; Afrosoricida; Chrysochloridae. The record is from RefSeq and is a predicted model, not a curated record. Gene Ontology annotation, molecular function: guanyl-nucleotide exchange factor activity; cytoskeletal protein binding.